AUGACUUCCAAUAGUCAACAGAAUCUCAUUUCACACCUCUCAGUCUUGUACGAGAGUGCUUCUCGAUUCGCCGCUGAGACGGCCUUUUUGAUACCCUAUGAACGCAAUGGAGAUAAAAAGCAAGACUCUAGUUGGGAUACAGUUACCUAUGACCAGUUCCUAAAUGAUGUGGAACGGUAUGCCUUGCUUUGGAGGCGUGUUCUCCUCUCCCGACACAUUUCAGCUGGAUCAAUCAUCGGGAUUCCUGGCUUUACGUACUUGGACCUUCUACAUAUUUACGGUAUCUCGAGGGCAGGGUACACUCCGCAGCUCUUUAGCAUUCGACUGCCCAAUCCCGCCGUAAUCUUUGAGCUCCUCUCCAAAACCAACGCCGCAGCUCUUAUUUAUCAUGAUUCAUUUGCUUCAAACAUCUCAAAUUGUUCAGUACCCCAAUUCCCCGUGAGCUCUUUGCCUCAUUUGCUCUCCAGCAAGAAGCUAGGAUAUCUUCCUCCCUUACGAGCUCCUGGCCCCAAUAGCGUAAUGUUCAUUUUUCAUACAAGUGGCUCAACAUCUGGUACACCUAAGCUUGUUCCUUGCACUGGAAAGUGGAUUGACUCCAUGGUGAGGAAAGCUUCUGUUGUUGCGACACCACGAGCAGCGUCUGGCCGGGACGUGACAGUGUGGAUGGGGAGCUUGUGCCAUAUUGCUCAAUCGUUUAUGAUGAUAGGAUUUCUCAGGCAUGGGAGCUGUACAAUCCAGCCUUCUCAAAUCGCCUUCUCAUCUGAUGAGCUGCAGAACAUGGUUCAUCGAUGCGGACUCAACCGCCUCAACCAGUUCAGUACAUUUAUUUCAAGCCAUUUUUGCAAAGCGAGAGAAAAUCCAAAAUUUUUAGUAGAUUUACAAAUGCUGGAUUCGAUUUUGUACAGUGGAUUGCCCAUGCCUCAGGAAGAAGAAGACUGGGCGUAUAAAAACGGGUUGAAGCUAUCGAAUAUAUUUGGAAGCACUGAAGUGGGUGGCAUGAUGGUGUCUAUAGACGGUGCAGGUUCCGAUGCUGCUUUGCUUCGCCCUUUGCCCGGUACGGCCUAUAUGUUCGAGCCGACCGUGACGGAGGACAAUGGCCGUCAGUUCCUAGAGUUGAUCAUCUUACCCGAGUCUCCUGACUGCCCUGUGGAAUCUUUUCGCCAGAAAGACGGCAAAUUUCGCACUGGAGAUUUGUUCAUAGAAAUUAAGCCAGGAUGCUAUAAAUUCUGUGGGCGUAAUGACGACUGGAUAAAGAGCGAGAACAGUCUUCGCUGCGAUACAAGAGCGAUUGAAGAAAAUGUGCUCCAAGUCUGUGGAGAUUUGGUGGAUAGCUGCAUUGUAGUUGGAACGGGGCGGCCUAGCCCAGCCUUGUUUGUGGAAACUGCUUCCAAUAUCGACCAUGAACAAUUGAAACGGACAAUCUUGGAAAGGAUUCAGCCAUUUCAUUCUCGACUAUAUCUCCAUGAGCGCAUUACCUCGACGAGCCUUGUCAUUGCUGUUCCACCCAGCUCCCUCCCACGAACGGCCACAAAAGGCAAUAUUCGACGGCAAACUGUAGAAGUGGCAUAUCGGGCCUUACUGGACAAUGUUUAUCAAGACAUAAAAGUAUUGGGAUAG
This is a messenger RNA of Trichoderma atroviride IMI 206040, 1617 nucleotides long. The record is from RefSeq and is a predicted model, not a curated record. NCBI's taxonomy places the organism in Eukaryota, Fungi, Ascomycota, Sordariomycetes, Hypocreales, Hypocreaceae.